This is a messenger RNA of Physcomitrium patens, 2215 nucleotides long. Its product is annotated as violaxanthin de-epoxidase, chloroplastic. Gene Ontology annotation, biological process: xanthophyll cycle; chlorophyll metabolic process. NCBI's taxonomy places the organism in Eukaryota, Viridiplantae, Streptophyta, Bryopsida, Funariales, Funariaceae. Gene Ontology annotation, molecular function: violaxanthin de-epoxidase activity. Gene Ontology annotation, cellular component: chloroplast. The record is from RefSeq and is a predicted model, not a curated record.
GAGCUCGCAGUGCCUCCAUUUGUGGAGUGAGUUAGAGCGAAAGAGAGCUUGCAGGGAGCUGAAUCCAGUAGAGUUUUAGCUAUUGCAGUGUGGAUUGGCAUUGGCAUUGGCAUUGGCUCAAUGCGGGAUUUGGUGGUGGUUUUUGUGGUAUUGCGUGGUUCUUUGUUGCUGAGGCGCGGGCUUUCGCUCUUGUAGAAUGAGGAGGAAGAGGAGGAGCUUGACUUGAUGCUGCUAUACCCUCUCUAGCCACCACACAUUCUCGAUUCUCUGUUAUCUUGUUCCGAAUCUAGUUUGGGUUUUGGAGCGUUUGUAAUUUUUAGGCUUGCGUUGAGCUGCAGAGGCGGAUUUAGUUAGUCAUGGCUGUGGUACAUGCUUUACUGUCUCUGCCGCAUCCUGCUGCUGGAAAUCCUUUGCAGCUAUCUGUACAGAGUAAUUCAAGGAAUACGUCGGCGUCAGCUGGACGCCUGUCGUCUUUAUCCAGUAGGCCUUGCUUAGGAGGCUUGGUAUCUAGGUCUUCAAAAACUAAAUGGAUUUCGACUAGAGGCGGUUGCAGAAGGGCUUGUGUAGUAAAUAUGCGAUUAUCGAAGUCGCAGUGUAAAGAGCAAGGACAAACCGAGUGUAGUAAUGGGGAAAUUGCGUCUACUUCAGCUAUCGUGGCAAGAGAAGCUAGUAGCGUUCAAUCCCCGCGGUGGAGACUUCAAAUUCUUCCUAGAAACGUUGCGCAGGGAUUUGCAUUGCAAGCUGCGGCAGCUGUUGCAACGGGGUUUUUGCUAUGGGGUGGAUCAAGCGCGUUGGCUGCUGACCCUCUAAAAACAUGCUCAUGUCUUCUUAAGGAAUGCCGGGUGGAAUUAGCGAAAUGCAUUGCAGACCCGAAGUGUGCAGCUAAUGUAGCAUGUUUACAAACCUGUAAUGGACGACCUGACGAGACCGAGUGUCAGAUUGGUUGUGGUGAUUUAUUCGAGAACAAAGUUGUCGAUGAAUUCAACGAAUGUGCUGUAACAAGAAAAGGCUGCGUCCCUCAGAAGGCUGAUGAAGGUCGCUUCCCGGUGCCCGCUCCAUCCAGCUUAGUGCAAGACUUUGACACUACACGCUUCACAGGGACAUGGUACAUCACCAGUGGUUUGAACAAAACUUUUGACACUUUCGACUGUCAAAAGCAUGAGUUCACAGCAGAGCCCGCAAAAUUAUCAGGAAAUCUGAGCUGGCGAAUUGCUACUCCAGAUGGAGGCUUCUUCACUCGUUCUACUGUGCAGAACUUCGUACAAGACGAAAAGCAACCAGGAAUCUUAUUAAACCACGGAAACGAGUUCCUCCACUAUCAGGAUGAUUGGUACAUUCUCGCAUCAAGGAUAGAGAACAAGCCGGAUGACUAUGUGUUUAUCUAUUACCGAGGCAAGAAUGACGCCUGGGAUGGAUAUGGAGGAGCAGUCGUUUACACCAAGAGCUCAACACUGCCAACCAGUAUCAUCCCCGAGCUGGGGGCAGCAGCGAAGAAAGUAAAUCUGGAUUUCAAGAAGUUCACCACAACUGACAACACAUGUGGACCGGAACCGCCAUUGCUUGCCAGACUGGAAAAGAAGGCGGAGGAAGGAGAGAAAUUCCUGGAGAAGGAGGUGGUGGAAGGGGAGAAGUUUGUGGAGAAAGAAGUGGAGGAAGGAGAGAGCUUCUUUGUAAAGGAGGCACAAGAGGUGGAGCAAGGUGGCGAGAAGAUUAUCCAGAAGCUGGGACGACUGUGGGCUCAGCUGACCAAAGGCGCUGAAGAGGUGCGGCGUGACGAGGAGCAGCUCCUCAAGGAGCUUGGAGAGUUCGGAAAGAGUGCUCAAAUGAACGAGGAGGAGUUCAUGCAAUCUUUGGGAGAUGAAGAGAAGAAAUUGCUUGAAGACUUGGGGAUGCAACCAUCUGACGUUGGAAAGCUAUUUGGAAACUCCGUUCCACUACGCAAGCUUCGGUAGAAAUCCCUCAGUAUGUGGUCCAGGAAUUGUGUGUUUCUUCCCAUUUGAGAACUUAUGUACUUGACUACCAUCAAGCACAUCAGAUUUUGGCUCGUCAGAAAAAGCCCAGCAGCUUGUGAAUUCACGUUAAAAAGAGAGGUUUUCUUCAAACCUGUUGUCUGUUGUUGGCUCUAGAGACGAGAUAAUUGUACUGAACAUGGAUGAGUUCCGAACGAAGCUCUGGAAAUCACUGCAAUUUGCUAGUUCUGCUUACUUUGCACGAA